GCUCAGAUCCCCUUCAAGUUGACGACUAUGUUUCUAUAAGCCAUGUCCGGAUGCCCCAUAAUAAUCUUUCAGAAAACAAGUCAUAUAAUGUAGUGAUUUUGUGGAGAUAGUCUUAGGAGUGAAAUAAUGUGAUUCCUUGGGUUUAGUAGCCAAUUCAGUUGAUGGUUAUUGAAAGAUUAGUCUGUUUUAUGACAAAAUUGAUUCUUUAUUUAAUUGUUUUUUUUUUUUUUUUUUUAAACAAAAUGAAUACACAAGAGAAGACAAAAUUGAUUCUAAAUGCCAUUGUUAACUCCAAAAAAAAAAUCGAACCAAAUACACAAAGUAAUAAAAGUAAGGGCUAAUAUAUAUAUAUAUAUAUAUUUGCGUUCUUACCGUAUAAACUGACCUGGUCCUACUGAAAACAAAACAUAGCGAGAAAAAAAUAAGAUAAAAUAAAAUAGAUAGCCAAACGGAGCCUUAUCUCGUAAUACCAAAUCCAACGGCGGGGUCAGUGUAACGACCCUUGUUUGGGAGAAGAAAGAAGGGGAUAGUGUUCCUUUCGGUUCCCGCCAAAUUGUGGCAACGGUUGGUUUGGCAUCCCCCGUCCAGCAGCAGCAGGAGAAUGAGUGGUGGUGUUGUCCCUCUCUCCAAUCUGGCUCUGGAUCUCACAGUUUCUAGACUCUGUUUCGGAACCAUGACUUUCGGCGAGCAGAACACCUUGGGCCAGUCCUUUCGACUCCUCGACCAAGCUUUCGAUGCGGGAAUCAACUUCUUCGACACUGCCGAAAUGUAUCCGGUGCCUCAGCGUGCGGAAACUCAGGGAAGGAGCGAAGAGUACGUAGGGCGUUGGAUUCGAGACAGGAACAUCUCUCGGAAUCGCAUAGUCUUGGCCACUAAGGUCGCUGGCCCAUCUGCCCACAUGACUUGGAUUCGAGGUGGCCCCAACUGUUUGGAUGCCUCAAAUAUCACCCACGCCAUUGACAAUAGUUUACUAAGGUUGCAGACUGACUACAUUGAUCUUUAUCAAAUUCAUUGGCCUGACCGAUAUGUACCCAUGUUUGGAGAAACUGAGUAUGAUCCAACCCGGCAGUUUUGUUCAAUCAGCAUAGAUGAACAGCUCGAUGCUUUAGGUAAAGCUGUAGUUGCUGGGAAGAUCAGAUACGUUGGCCUCAGUAAUGAAACACCAUAUGGUGUCAUGAAGUUUGUUCAAGCUUCUGAAAGGGGUCCUUGUCAUCAGAAGAUUGUAUCUGUGCAGAACUCAUACAGCUUACUAUGCCGAACUUUUGAUUCUGGAUUGGCUGAAUGCUGUCAUCAUGAGAGGAUCAGCUUGUUGGCGUACAGUCCCCUAGCAAUGGGUAUACUCUCUGGGAAGUAUUUCUCACCUGAUGGAGGUCCAGCAGAUGCUCGAUUGAAUAUUUUCAAAGGGAAGUAUUCUGAAGGGGAAUCCAGAUACAACACAUCCAAUGAAAUAAUACAAGCAGCGACCUUGGAUUAUCUACUAUAUCUCCUGAUGUUUGCAGGAAUACCUCCAACUAUCAGAAAAAUAUGGUCUCCAUCCAGUAUCACUUGCAAUUGCCUUUGUGUUGAGACACCCCCUUGUUGCAAGUGUCAUUUUUGGAGCUACGAAGUCAUGGCAGCUUCAAGAGAUUAUAAAUGCAUGCAAGGUUGAGCUCACUUAUGAAAUAAUUGCAGAAAUUAACAGGAUUCAUGCCAAGUUUCCAAAUCCAUGUCCCUAAUCGAUAUUGAUAUGGUUCAGCUUUUACGAUUUGGGUAAUAAGGGUAUAUUAUACUGUAUACUUUUGAGGUUUUGUUUUAUUAUAAUCGGAUAUUCUCAUAUUUAUAUUUGUAUAACUUCAUGAAAAUAUCUUGUUGUAAUUAAAAAAAUUUUUAAAGAUGUGCA
This is a messenger RNA of Ziziphus jujuba (common jujube), 1879 nucleotides long. RefSeq lists its product as uncharacterized. The coding region runs from base 602 to 1648 and encodes 348 amino acids. The transcript is spliced from 11 exons. NCBI's taxonomy places the organism in Eukaryota, Viridiplantae, Streptophyta, Magnoliopsida, Rosales, Rhamnaceae. Gene Ontology annotation, molecular function: oxidoreductase activity. The record is from RefSeq and is a predicted model, not a curated record.